GGAUAUUACAUCAUAAAAAAGUCAACUUAUACAUCAUAGGUUCAAAAGUCUAUCGAACGGAAACACGUUACUACGCUUCGAUUUCUUUGUUCACAUGAAUUUUUCUGAUUUGCUUUCAAGUUUUAUUUUGAUGCUAUGGAAGCUUGAGCCCGGUGGAUUCGAAUGUAAAUAGCGAGGCUAUUUACUGUACUAAAGUACGAAGAUUGAUUGCCCAUAUAACUAACAGAAACUGAACGAAAGUCAAUAAAUUUUACUGACAUGUACGUUUAAGUGAGCUCUCUUAACCGAAGGCAAGUAAUACGUGUUUGAGGCGGUGUUUGUACUUAAAAAAUGGCUGAUGUGGAAAGCUUUACCAAUAUGAGGCGUGUGACCUCUGAAAUAAGUGACAUUUCUAUUUCUGAAAGCAGUAAAAAGCAAGAGGACGAUGUCUUCCCAGAGGGUAUAAGCAUUCUUCAGUUACCUGAUAAUGGUAAAAAUGACCAACAAAGUGUUUUUAUGGUUACUGCUACCAAACCUCAAAAAAAGAAAAGACCACCAAGGGAAGAUUUCCAGUCUUUUGAUCGAAUGUUUACACUGAGUGAUGAUUACCUUGGCAGCGGUUCGUCAUCUCAAGUUUUUGUAUGUCAGCGUACCAAAUCUGGCGAAAAAUUGGCUGCAAAAAUUGUUAAAAAAAUUAAUGCUAGAUCACGAGAUAGAGUGUUGAAUGAAGUUGAGCUCCAUCAUCUAUGUCGAAAACAACAAAACAUACUUAGCUUGAUAAAGUUUUUUGAAGAAAGCUCAAGGUACAUAUUUGUCUACCCUUUGAUGUUAGGUGGGAGCUUACUUCGUCAUAUUGAAAAACAACAUGUAUUUACUGAAACCAAGGCCAAAGAGGUUGUGAAGGACUUGAGUAAUGGGUUAAGCUUUUUGCAUCAACAUGGUGUGGCUCAUCGAGAUCUAAAACCUGAUAACAUUUUAUGUGAUAACAAUGAGACAAUUACACCUGUUAAAAUUUGCGACUUUGAUCUAGCAAGUGGUAUCGGAUCUUUGACUAAACCUGUAUCAACUCCAGUUUUGCAAACUCCAGUUGGCUCUGCAGAAUACAUGGCUCCAGAAGUAGUGAAGAUGUUUGUAGAUGAAGGCAAAGCAACAUCUUAUGAUAAGCGUUGUGACUUAUGGAGCCUAGGUGUCAUACUUUAUAUAAUGCUGUCAGGUCAUCCACCAUUCUACGGCAAUUGUGGCGAGGACUGUGGUUGGGAUAGGAAUGAACCAUGUGAUAAAUGCCAGAACUUAUUACUAAACAGUAUUCAAAGUGGUAACUAUAGCUUAUCAGGUGAAGAAUGGAACAAAAUAUCCCAAAAUGCAAAAGACUUGGUUGCAAAUCUCCUUGUACAUGAUGCAUCUCGUCGUUACUCUGCAGAUGCUGUUCUACAGUGCCCAUGGAUAACUUCAGAGAAUGAAAAUAAAUUCAAGAAUAUCAACACCCUUAGUGCCCCAUCGCCAAGAGUGACAUUCGAUGUUUCAGGUUUCCUUGAUGUGGCUAAUGCUGUGAGUCGUACUCUGGCUGAACGUGCUAAUAUUUUAAGUAAAAGUGAGAAUAGUGGUAUGUUUGGUUUGUCUCCUCCAGGUAUGUCAUCUUUGGCCAAACGAAGAGCUUGUAAGUCAAACAUAAAGCUAUAAUUCUCAUCCAUUUCAUUGUUUUAUCCAAUACUGACUGUGCAAUCAAGAUUUGGUGGAAAAUACUUUCAUACCACAUCCUUAUAUUUUAUUUUUUUUCCUGUUUACAAACAUGGAGAUAUUCAUUAAUCAUGCUUACAUUGAUAGGAAAUAAUUUUGCAUAUUCACUUAUCUGUGACAUUAUAUGGCAUAGGCAACUUGUAUGUAAUUAAUUAUUUAAUGUUACUGCAGAUGUUUCACAAUCACAACUAACCACAGUUAAUGAAUGUGAAAAUCUAGCACUAGCUUUGUUCAAAUACUCUCAGUAUUUUGACAUGGAUAAAA
Messenger RNA from Xenia sp. Carnegie-2017, 1980 nucleotides. RefSeq names its product MAP kinase-interacting serine/threonine-protein kinase 1-like. Gene Ontology annotation, biological process: peptidyl-serine phosphorylation; intracellular signal transduction; protein autophosphorylation. Gene Ontology annotation, molecular function: calcium-dependent protein serine/threonine kinase activity; calmodulin binding; calcium/calmodulin-dependent protein kinase activity. Bases 331 to 1659 code for a protein of 442 amino acids. The record is from RefSeq and is a predicted model, not a curated record. Gene Ontology annotation, cellular component: nucleus; cytoplasm. The transcript is spliced from 2 exons. Lineage: Eukaryota; Metazoa; Cnidaria; Anthozoa; Malacalcyonacea; Xeniidae.